Molecule: messenger RNA, 1915 nt
Organism: Hylaeus anthracinus
Lineage: Eukaryota; Metazoa; Arthropoda; Insecta; Hymenoptera; Colletidae
Gene: alka
Product: glycine receptor subunit alpha-3
Exons: 9
Coding region: 628-1779 (383 amino acids)
Biological process (GO): signal transduction; chloride transmembrane transport; chemical synaptic transmission
Cellular component (GO): synapse; neuron projection; membrane
Molecular function (GO): chloride channel activity; extracellular ligand-gated monoatomic ion channel activity; transmembrane signaling receptor activity
Source: RefSeq, a predicted model, not a curated record
GCCAAAGGAAUGCCGACCAGCUAAUUCUUCCGAUGUAUCGUUUUAUUCGUUAUUUGAAAGUGUUAUUCGACUAAGAAUUUCGCCCAUCGUUGCGUAUUUGCAGAUCGACUUCCGCCCAAGAAUGCGUAAAGCACAAAGACUGGUUCUUACGUCGCGGCGAGUUUCACUGAUUUUCUCAACUGCAUCGUUUCUUGUUCGGACGCCGAGAAAAGCCUGUGCUCGCCACUUUUCAACGCCUAUAAUUAACGGUACCUGGUGCCCGUGCAAGAAGAGCACGAGCUCUUCGAAAACACUCCUGUUCUCGGCACACUCUAUACAAAUUAGGUGGACCGCUUCUGCGAGACGCUUGGGACACGUUUCAAACGGUAGGACCACCCACGCUACACAAAUCGAAACCAGCAUACAGAAUCACGUCAAGUAAUCUCGAACAAAAGAUGACGAUCAUGCAAGAAAGCAAAGAAAAGUGGACGAGUGGACUCAUCGAGGUCGACGAUCGAGGUCGACAUUUAGGCUAGCGGUGACGUCUAAUCGCGGUGUAUGGUGGAUGAGAGGCCGGUACCGUUGUCCUCUCAUAAGGGUCAUAUCCUGGAGGGGGACUGAGAGAUCAGGCCACCGUCGAAGCGAGGCAUGCCUGUGAUAGUAGACUUUAAUAUCCUCGUGGCUGAUAUCAAUUCGAUAAACGUGGAGGACAUGGACUUCAGAGUGGACAUGUUCGUGCGCGAGAGCUGGAUAGAGUCUCGUCUAGACAUGCCUGACGAUAUCUUCGAGGAGGGUGACGAUUACGUGACCUUGCCACCUGACUUCUUCGACAGUUUAUGGCAGCCUGAUCUUUACUUUUUAAACGCCAAAAUUUCCGAAAUCGCCGCGUUGAACCACAAAUUCUCGUCGGUGACCCUGUACAGAAACAAAACCGUGAAAUACUCGGCACGAAUGCACGCAAUUAUCGCCUGUCAAAUGGAGUUUCAGCUGUACCCGAUGGACAUACAAAUAUGUCCGAUCUACAUAGAAAGCUUUUCCUAUCACAUACAGAAGUUACGCUUGCGAUGGGGCGGAGAUGGUGUCACGGUGAACCCGGAACUGAAGCUGUUGCAGUAUGACAUCGGGAAACCCGUGGUUGCUGAGGAAACGGUCGACUACGUGUUCGAGAAGAGCGGGAACUUCUCGCGCUUGGUGGUCUACAUCCGCUUCGAGAGGCAAAUCGGCCAUCACUUGAUACAAACAUUCGCUCCCUCGACGCUGGUUGUGAUGCUCUCUUGGUUCAGCUUCUGGUUAGGCCUGGACGCCAUCCCUGGUCGGGUGGCCUUGUUGGUGACCAGCAUGCUCACCCUAGUCACGAUGUUCACUGGUCUUAAAAGCGACAUUCCGCCAGUCGCGUACGUGAAAGCACUGGAUGUGUGGAUGGCGGGUUGCAUGAUGUUCGUGUUCGCUGCGCUCGGCGAAUUCGUAGUGGUCAAGGUGCUCGACUUGCGAUACCAACUGGAGUACGACCUUCAGGCAUCGCUAAUAUCCAGGCUCUAUCCAACACGGAUUAUCGCUAUGGAUAAAGGUCAAAGCAUCUGGGACUACGACUCGACGUAUGUACCGAAAGUGAAAAAGAAAAGAGCCGGUAGCAAGCAUCUCUUGCAGCCCGCUUGGCUGGAUCCUGAGUGCCAGAUGUUACGCGUGUACAAGCCACAUUCUCAAAAGAUUGACACUUACAGUAGAAUGGGAUUUCCCGCACUUUUUAUGCUGUUUAUGAUUUUGUACUGGCCGAUAUUGUUGCUGAAGAAAGCGGCAUAGAAAUGUAUACUCUAUAUUUAGGUGAAAACGUGUAAAUUAUUAAGAGGAGUAGUUAAAUUCGUCUAAAAUACUGAAUAGAACAAACAUUCCUAAAGAAUAUUUAAUAAAUUUAUUACAAAAAUCUUAUACAUAAUCC